CUAUAAUACUAGAAAGAAUUGUUAAUUACUCGAAAUGGCCGACCAACCUAAGCCUAUCCGUGUUGCCGUCAUUGGGGGUGGAAUCGCUGGUCUUCUCCUCGGCCAGUUACUCUCCUCGGCUCCCGGUAUAGAUGCACACGUUUUUGAACGCUACCAAAACGAGUACAGCCUCUCGGGAUACCGCAUCCAGCUAAGUCUUGAGAUCCUCAACCUUCUGAAGACCCAUCUACCGCCCGAGACAUGGGCCAAGGUCCUUCCGAGCGUGGCCAAGACACCAAAAGAGGGCUACUACCACUCGUGCUUCAUGCGGCCAGACGGACAUGUUUUCUACACAUACCUACCCGAGGAAUUCCGCAAGACAGCCGCAGUCUCACGCCUCAGAUUGAGGAAGGGCCUUCUCUAUGAGUCGGAGAAAUGGUUGACAACUGGCAAGAAGUUUACAACUUACCAAGAGCUUCAAGAUGGAACGAUCAAGGCCGUUUUUGCAGAUGGGAGUAGUCAUGUUUGUGAUCUAAUUGUCGGAGCUGACGGGAUCACCUCACGGGUCCGACGUACUCUGCUACCCAGCAUCCAAACUGUUCAGACAGAUCUGGUCAUCAUCUACUUCAAAGUCCCCUACACUCGAGAGGUAGAAAGCAUGAUUCCGUACAAGACAGGGAGUCUGGUCCUGUACCCCAACGGCCAGGAAAUCACCAUCAUGACAUGGCAAAACCCCGAGCAGCCUUACGCCAAGGGUCUCGAUCCCGAGCACAUCGACCCAGAAACAUCAUACGUUAUGGUAGGUUUCGGCAGCCGCCUUAAAGAUUUCGCCGAUCAGUCAAAAUCACCGGCUGAAAUGACACCCAAUGAACUCAAAGCCGAGUGCAUCUCCCGCGUCAACGCGCACCCAACCCACCCCUCCAUCAAAGCACUAGUGGAGCUCGUCGUCACGGACUCCGCCUACGCCAACGUCUUCCGCAUGGUAGACGUUAGUGAGCCGUGGAAUUCGGACAAUGUAACGCUAGUUGGUGAUGCCACAUUCAAUAUGGCGCCAUUUCUAGGAAAAGGAGCUGCAUGCGCUAUGGAGGAUGCAGUGGAUCUUAGUAGGACCAUCAUACGCUUCCCAGGCACUCCCGCUGAGAAGAGGGGGAGUAUGCUGAGGGAGUAUGUGGAUACGAUGAGGGCUAGGAGGCUGAAGGAGCGCAAGAGGAGUGCGUUUGUUAUGAAUCUUUGCUUCUUUGGGACUACGCCCCUCAGAGCGUCUGCCAGGGAUUAUGGGAUGGAGAUUGCGAAUGUGUGGUUGACUGCUAGUGGGCUCGUCCGGCUUGCUAUUCUGGUAUUGGUGAUCGGGGCGUUUGUAGGGGGCAUUUGGGGGCUGAACGGCGAGUUUCUGCAGAAACUGGCCGAGGGGCUCAGACAGGUGUUUGCAACCAAAUGA
Fusarium odoratissimum NRRL 54006 is the source of this 1417-nucleotide messenger RNA. RefSeq lists its product as uncharacterized. NCBI's taxonomy places the organism in Eukaryota, Fungi, Ascomycota, Sordariomycetes, Hypocreales, Nectriaceae. The record is from RefSeq and is a predicted model, not a curated record. The coding region runs from base 35 to 1417 and encodes 460 amino acids. Gene Ontology annotation, molecular function: FAD binding. The transcript has 3 exons.